CCCCCUCCCCCCCCCCACGAGAGAAGAAAAGAGAGAAGAAAAAAGGGAAAGAAAAUAACGCUUGAGAGGGGGUGCAGUCCCUUGGAACAGCAGCGGAAACUUGACGGUUCCUCGAGGUUGGAGGUGACUCGUCUGAUGGUGACUCAAUGACCGGUGGACGAGCGCGAGGAAUCAGCGCGGUCCCCGUAGCCAGGAUCGUCGCCACAGUCGCCGAGUGACAUCGUCAUGGCUCCACGUGUCGUCGACUCGACGAUGAUCGCGUUUCUGUUGGUCCUUGCCUGCUGGUCGGCCCAAGGUCGCGCGAGAUUAGUCAGGUUCUACGAGUCGGUGCCCGACCUGCAGCAGGACAGACGAAUCCCCAUCAACGACUACGCGGUCCACGGCCACGACGGGCCGAUCGUCGACGAUCACGAGCUGCCCCGCGACCUCAGAGAGCCUUAUCCGGGCAAGAGUUUCGGCCCUAUGGGCCCGAUCGACGGCUCUCUGCCCGACGACGUGUCCUUUCGAAGUCUGGCCUCCGAGCAGGGCAAAGGCGCCAACUCCAUGGAGCAGCUGACGUCGAACCACGCGAUAGACGGUGACCUCGAACACGGGAAACCCGAGUACAAGAUCAUCUCCGUGGAGUUCCACCGAGUCGAGACACCGUUCGUCAUUGGGAUAUGGAUCUUCUUCGCGAGCAUCGCGAAAAUAGGCUUCCACAUGACGCCAAAGCUUAGCAAAAUCUUUCCGGAGUCCUGUCUGUUGAUCGUUGUCGGCGUCGUCGUUGGUGUCUUACUGUUCCAGGCGAGCAGCGUCCACGUGUCACCCCUAACUCCAGACACGUUCUUCCUCUACAUGUUGCCGCCUAUCAUCCUGGACGCUGGCUAUUUCAUGCCGAACCGACUGUUCUUCGACCAUCUGGGAACGAUACUCCUGUUCGCCGUCGUUGGGACUAUAUUUAACACGUUGUCGAUAGGGGCGUCGCUGUGGGUGCUGGGUAAGAGCGGGCUUUUCGGUUUCGAAACACCGAUGCUGCAAAUGUUGCUGUUCUCCGCGUUGAUCAGCGCCGUCGAUCCUGUCGCCGUGCUGGCCGUCUUCGAGGAAAUCCACGUGAACGAGAUCCUGUACAUCGUCGUGUUCGGCGAGAGUUUACUGAACGACGCUGUCACCGUUGUGCUGUACCAUAUGUUCGAGACGUACAACAAGAUAGGACCGACGGAAAUACUUUACACGGACAUACUGUCUGGAUUGGCUUCGUUCUUCGUGGUGGCGAUCGGCGGCACGAUAAUCGGUGUGAUAUGGGGCUUCGCCACUGGUUUCGUUACGAGGUUCACCCAUCAGGUUCGCGUGAUCGAGCCCAUCUUCAUAUUCGUCAUGGCUUACCUGGCGUACCUGAACGCCGAGAUCUUUCACAUGUCCAGCAUUCUGGCGAUCACUUUCUGCGGCAUCACCAUGAAGAAUUACGUCGAGGCGAAUAUAUCGCACAAGUCGCACACCACCGUCAAGUACACGAUGAAAAUGCUGUCGAGUAGUUCGGAGACCAUCAUAUUUAUGUUCCUCGGGGUCGCCACGGUGAACAAUCAUCACGACUGGAACACGUGGUUCGUCGUCAUGACCAUCGUGUUCUGCUCGAUUUAUCGAAUCGUCGGCGUGAUCUUCCUGACAGCCUUGGCUAAUCAAUUCCGACUGCAUAAGCUGAACAAGGUGGAGAAGUUCGUGAUGUCGUACGGUGGCUUACGAGGUGCUGUAGCGUUUGCUCUGGUCCUGUUGAUCGACCCGAGGCACGUGUCCUUGCAGCCGAUGUUCGUCACCACCACGAUCGCGGUCAUCUAUUUCACGGUGUUCAUACAGAUUCAAACGGUUCGACAAUAAAUUCAUUCGUCCCUAUCUGGUGAGGGAUCACUAUGGCGCAGAGCCGAAAAUAUUGGAAACGUACUCGAAACUCGCGAUGAAAGAUGCACUGGAUUACAUUAGAAGGAACGCGUCCACCAUUGGCAAUAUCAGCGGAACUGAAAGCAUGUCUGCGAUAUUCCGCAACUAUAGCAACACGGGACAAUUCAAUGGCAGUCCGAGUUGCAGCCAGCUCGAAGCGGGCUGGAAUAUUGAUCUCCAAGAACUGGAGUACAACCCUUCCAAGAAGGACUUGACGGACGCCAGGAUCCACCACCUAUUGGCCGAGGAACUUUGCAAGCCGUACAAGAGGCACGGAACGAAACUGUUGCAGCAUCGGCGUCUAAGCUACAGCCGACACGCGGUGAACGAUCGCGAUCUCUCCACCCAAGUCAAUUACAAAAUGCACAUGAACAUACGGCGGAUGAUGGGAGAGCACAAGCAUCGUCACAAACGCAGUAAAAAGUUGCUCAAAAUUACAUUAACGGAGUGCUGUACGAGUUGGAGAACGGAGACACCUCAAAGCCUUCGAGCAAAGGGGACUGGGACUCUGCCAUUACCUUCACAGCUCGCACUUCCGACUCGCUGAACGUGAACGCGGACAACCAUCACGGCGCCACUACAACCACCUCGAUGGACACCAUAAAUACCGACGAUCCCGAUAUGAAAUUGGGACGCGACGAGAGCUACAGGGUAACGACACCGACGGCCACGGAAACUAUGUUGCCAUGGAAGCGAGAGGACGAUUACGAUUCCGGGCACCCGAUUAAACAGAAUGAAUUUCCUGCUUGGUGUUCAAACAAGGAGUAUCUGGCUUACAGUUCCCCCUCAGCCACAUUCUUAGGUGGAAUCGAGCAGCCAAAGGUCCAGUCAGUAAUUGGUCUGUUUCGCGGUGAAAGUGUGUGCACGUCGGAUGGUAUCGAUUGCCAGGAAACUGUGGACGAGCGUGACGAGUACACGUUGACAGAGCCGACGGAGGAUUCGCCGACGAAAACCUUCAACGAGUACGAGAAAGAGAGCAAGAAGGGGCCCGCCAGACGAGUAUCCAUGAUGGAACUCUGCUCGAUGGAGAAGUCGCAGUCGGAGAAAUGCGGCACGGAGGACGGCUCGCACUCGUUGCCAGAGUGUUGGAACCCCCAACGACUGCGGAUGAGCUCGUUCCCCUACUCGGCCCAGGUUCCAAGCCUCUCUACCGCCCUCAUCACCUCCUCCUCCGAGGAUUCGGAGGAGAUCGACGAAGAGGAAGAGAAAGCUUGACCUUUGGGGAUCGUCGAGGAGCAAACGCCAUCGUACGCGGUCGACGAACGCCGUCUUCGUCGGCCGUGGCGGCGGCCACCUCGACGUUCCUUAUUCUCGUCUCUCCUACGACGACCGAGCGCUCCAGUCUGAGCACAAGGGACGUGUCUCUGAUACGUUCGAUAUACUAUCCUCGAGAGGCAGACACGAGCAACUUUUCCACCGAAAAUGAGGACAGGAAGAUGAGGAGUUUUCGUACCACCCCCUUGGACGAUCGCCGACCCUCGCGCUCCCUUCGACGAUGGACACCAAAAGAACCUCUCGCAGUGGGAGAGGGUUGUGGAGGGAGGGGAGGGGGCGAAGAGCUGCUUUCAAAGCUCUCGUUCUCUUUCACAGGACCACGAUGGACCAGGACGGAAAGUAUCCCUCGUUUUUUCACUACCGAUACUUUCAUUUCGCAGCAUGCAGCAACGAGUGCUUCGCCGUGCAGUUCACGUCGUACAGGGUGUCUUAAAAAUUUUGAAAUAGAAUUUGCAGCAACAAGAAGUUAGAAAGUAACCUUCGUCGAUUGUUCGUUACAAAUUUAACAAUUGCUUUUUUUUCCUCUCUCUCUCUUUUUCUUUUUUACAUUUUAAGAAGAAGAUUUGGGAUUGUCGAGCUUGAGGAUUUGGCAUUCUUUCCGAUAAUUUUUUGGACAAAUGCUCGCGUGUUCUACGUUUUGAUCCUGCGCGUGUUGCACGAGUCGGUGGUGAAAGUAUGAAAUGAAUUUUUGGGACAUCGUGUACGCCGUGUUUUACUUAGAGUUAGAGUUCCUCGAUCUCAGAGGAGACAAACGUGUAAUUCGGGUUCGACCGAAAGAAUCGUUGACGCGAAUUGAAAUAGAACACAAUUGUACGUGUAGCAGUUUAUGUGAUGAUCUUCGACGUGACGAUGUUGCCAUUUUUCCAACGAGAAAUGAUCCAAUUGAGGUUGCGUUACUCUUUUUGAUACUCGGUGAUCGUGUGAAUCCUUUUUGAAUAUUCGACCAUGAGAGUGAUGCAAAUGAAAGAAA
Heterotrigona itama is the source of this 4156-nucleotide messenger RNA. Lineage: Eukaryota; Metazoa; Arthropoda; Insecta; Hymenoptera; Apidae. The record is from the annotation of a GenBank genome assembly.